Messenger RNA from Rhinopithecus roxellana (golden snub-nosed monkey), 3904 nucleotides. RefSeq names its product cadherin 22 (gene CDH22). The record is from RefSeq and is a predicted model, not a curated record. Gene Ontology annotation, cellular component: plasma membrane; adherens junction; catenin complex. Gene Ontology annotation, biological process: homophilic cell-cell adhesion; cell morphogenesis; cell-cell junction assembly. NCBI's taxonomy places the organism in Eukaryota, Metazoa, Chordata, Mammalia, Primates, Cercopithecidae. The coding region runs from base 636 to 3134 and encodes 832 amino acids. Gene Ontology annotation, molecular function: cadherin binding; calcium ion binding. The transcript is spliced from 12 exons.
AGACACGCACACUCCCUCGCUCCCGCUCGCUCGCUCACUCCCUCGCUCUCUCGCUCUCUCGCUCACACACACGCGCGCACACGCCGCCGCGGCUCCCCUUCUCGCUCCCGCUCUCCCUCCGGCUCCUCCGGGCGGCCGCGGGGCUCCGGACUCGCCCGCUGCCCGCGCCGGGGCUUCCGCCCCACGCAGCGUCCCGAGGCGGCAGGACUUGGGGGAGCCCCGGGCCGCUCCCCGAGGCUCCUGAUGGAAGGGGAAGGCCCCUAAUCCUGGCGGGAUCCACCUGCCUCAACCCGCAUCCUCUCUGCGCAGGAACCAUGGCGCUUCCCCGACUCUGGAGCUGUCCAGGCGCUGCCUGGUGAUCCGCACGCGACGCGGCGAGGGGGGCGCGGGCGGAGACCCCGGGGGCUGUCCAUGCCCCGGAUGCGGCCGCGCCCCCUCCCCCUCCAGCCGGGCACCCCCGAGGCUGGGCGGCGUUCAGGGCCGCGGGCCUGUCCGCGUGCCCCGUCGGGGUCGACAUCCCGGCGGCCGCGCUGAGGCCACCAUGUGACACGGCGCCGCAUCGUUGUGCGACCGAGCACCGGCGCCCUGGUGCCUCCCGUCCAUGCUCCUGGGCCCCGGCCCCGCGCAGGCCAAGCAUGAGGCCGAGGCCCGAAGGUAGGGGGCUCCGGGCGGGAGCCGCGUUGUCCCCCGCGCUACUGCUGCUGCUGCUGCUGCUGCUGCUGCUGCCGCCGCCGCAGACGCUGCUGGGGCGCCUGUGGGCAGCGGGCACGCCCGCGCCGUCAGCGCCUGGAGCUCGGCAGGAGGGCGCGCUGGGAGCCGGCCGCGUCAAACGCGGCUGGGUGUGGAACCAGUUCUUCGUGGUGGAGGAGUACACGGGCACGGAGCCCCUGUACGUGGGCAAGAUCCACUCUGACUCUGACGAGGGUGACGGGGCCAUCAAGUACACCAUCUCAGGCGAGGGUGCUGGGACCAUUUUCCUGAUCGACGAGCUGACAGGCGACAUUCAUGCCAUGGAGCGCCUGGACCGCGAGCAGAAAACCUUCUACACGCUGCGGGCCCAGGCUCGGGAUCGCGCCACCAACCGCCUGCUGGAGCCCGAGUCGGAGUUCAUCAUCAAGGUGCAGGACAUCAAUGACAGUGAGCCCCGCUUCCUGCACGGCCCCUAUAUUGGCAGCGUGGCCGAACUCUCACCCACAGGCACGUCGGUGAUGCAGGUGAUGGCCUCGGAUGCGGAUGACCCCACGUACGGCAGCAGCGCUCGGCUGGUGUACAGCGUGCUGGACGGCGAGCACCACUUCACCGUGGACCCCAAGACCGGUGUAAUCCGGACGGCUGUGCCUGACCUUGACCGCGAGAGCCAGGAGCGCUACGAGGUGGUGAUCCAGGCCACAGACAUGGCGGGUCAGCUGGGUGGCCUCUCGGGCUCCACUACCGUCACCAUCGUAGUCACCGACGUCAAUGACAACCCACCCCGUUUCCCGCAGAAGAUGUACCAGUUCAGCAUCCAGGAGUCAGCCCCCAUCGGAACGGCCGUGGGACGUGUGAAGGCUGAGGACUCAGACGUGGGAGAGAACACGGACAUGACUUACCACCUUAAGGAGGAGAGCGGCAGCGGCGGCGAUGUGUUCAAGGUCACCACAGACAGCGACACUCAGGAGGCCAUCAUCGUAGUGCAGAAGCGCCUGGACUUCGAAUCCCAGCCCGUGCACACCGUGAUCCUGGAGGCCCUCAACAAGUUCGUGGACCCCCGCUUCGCCGACCUGGGCACGUUCCGCGACCAGGCGAUCGUGCGCGUGGCCGUGACCGACGUGGACGAGCCCCCCGAGUUCCGGCCACCCUCCCGCCUCCUGGAGGUGCAGGAGGACGCGCAGGUGGGCUCCCUGGUCGGCGUGGUGACGGCGCGGGACCCCGACGCCGCCAACCGGCCCGUCCGGUACGCCAUUGACCGCGAAUCAGAUUUGGACCAGAUCUUCGAUAUCGAUGCGGACACAGGCGCCAUCGUGACUGGCAAGGGGCUGGACCGCGAGACAGCCGGCUGGCACAACAUCACGGUGCUGGCCAUGGAGGCGGACAAUCAUGCCCAGCUAUCCCGGGCAUCCCUAAGGAUCCGAAUCCUGGAUGUGAACGACAAUCCCCCAGAACUGGCCACACCCUACGAGGCAGCUGUAUGCGAGGAUGCCAAGCCAGGCCAGCUCAUCCAGACCAUCAGCGUGGUGGACAGAGACGAGCCCCAAGGCGGGCACCGCUUCUAUUUCCGCCUGGUGCCUGAAGCUCCCAGCAACCCUCAUUUCUCUCUGCUUGACAUCCAAGACAACACUGCUGCAGUGCACACGCAGCACGUGGGCUUCAACCGGCAGGAGCAGGACGUGUUCUUCCUGCCCAUCCUGGUAGUGGACAGCGGGCCACCCACACUGAGCAGCACGGGCACACUCACCAUCCGCAUCUGUGGCUGCGACAGCUCCGGCACCAUCCAGUCCUGCAACACCACGGCCUUUGUCAUGGCGGCCUCCCUCAGCCCCGGCGCCCUCAUUGCCCUCUUGGUCUGCGUUCUCAUACUGGUCGUGCUGGUGCUGCUGAUCCUCACCCUCAGGCGCCACCACAAGAGCCACCUGAGCUCGGACGAGGAUGAGGACAUGCGGGACAACGUCAUCAAAUACAACGACGAAGGCGGCGGCGAGCAGGACACCGAAGCCUACGACAUGUCGGCGCUGCGGAGCCUCUACGACUUCGGCGAGCUCAAGGGCGGCGACGGGGGCGGCGGCGCGGGCGGGGGCGCGGGCGGGGGCUCGGGCGGGGGCGCGGGCAGCCCCCCGCAGGCCCACCUACCCUCCGAGCGCCACUCGCUGCCGCAGGGGCCGCCGAGCCCCGAGCCGGACUUCUCAGUGUUCAGGGACUUCAUCAGCCGCAAGGUGGCGUUGGCGGACGGGGACCUAUCGGUGCCGCCCUACGACGCCUUCCAGACCUACGCCUUCGAGGGCGCGGACUCACCGGCCGGCUCGCUCAGCUCGCUGCACAGCGGCUCGUCGGGCUCCGAGCAGGACUUCGCCUAUCUCAGCAGCUGGGGUCCGCGCUUCCGGCCCCUGGCCGCGCUCUACGCCGGCCACCGCGGGGACGACGAGGCUCAGGCCUCCUAGCCCCGCGCCCUGCCGUCGGGGCGCGGCUGCUCACCAGCCCAGCACACGCCGGGGCCCCCAGGCAACGCGUUUCCCCGCGGACCCCCUUCCCUGCCCUCCCCAACCCUCCCUCGGCGGCCGGACGGAGGAGGACUUGCUAGGAGCGGAUUCUCCCGCUCCUCCUCCUAUAGGGGUACAACUUGGGAGCCCAGAGGUGCGGGAUUCUGACCAACGGCAUUAAAACUGAGGCGAGACCGGGCGCUGCGUGGCUCUGGGGUUAGAAUGGGAGAUGGGGGUGGCGUUGCAGAGUCGGGAAGGGACGGGUCACUCAAUCCUGGCCUGGGGGAGAAUGCUGGAGGGAGCACGCCGCUGAGAUGCCCCCACCCCAGGUUUCCCCCAUCAGAGUUAAGAGGAAAGAAGGCUGUUCAUUUACUAAGCACCUACUGUGUGCUGGGACGCUGUACAGAAACCAGCUCAGUCGUCAGAGAAACCAUGAGGUGGUGUCCUGCACGGAAUAGAAGGGGAAAGGACCCCAGAGAAGUGGUUGUGACCCGUCCAAAGGCACCUGGCCAGUGAAUGGCAGAGCCUCUGGCACUGGCCAGCUGCCUGGCCUCGGGCAAGUCACUUCACUUCUCUGGGCCUCAGUUUCCUCAUCUGUCAAAUGGGGUUAAUAACAGAACCUACCUCGAAGAGUUGUGAGGCUGAAAAGGGUUCAUAUGUGUCAAGUGGUUAGGACAGUGCCUGGCACAUAGUAGGUGUUCAAUAAAUGCUAGCCUUUGUUACUAUUCUUA